This is a messenger RNA of Nelumbo nucifera (sacred lotus), 4376 nucleotides long. RefSeq names its product pentatricopeptide (PPR) repeat-containing protein. NCBI's taxonomy places the organism in Eukaryota, Viridiplantae, Streptophyta, Magnoliopsida, Proteales, Nelumbonaceae. The record is from RefSeq and is a predicted model, not a curated record. Gene Ontology annotation, molecular function: protein binding; RNA binding; zinc ion binding. Gene Ontology annotation, biological process: RNA modification.
UGCUUAUCUUUGUCCGUUCUCCCAUUAAACGACGGCUAAACUCAUGUCUUCUGGCGCAUGACGCGCAUCACAAAACGAUACGUUAUUUCCCAAGCGUUCCAUGCGGCCACGCCUCCUAAACCUGUAUUUUCAGGCACACUCUCUCUAGUCCACUUUCAUGGGGAAGGCAGAGCCAGCUCGAAUGAUUCUGUCCUCAAAUCCCUCUCUAAGGAAACCAAUAUUAAAGAAGCCAUUAAGAUAUUGGAACGUUCAGACAAUGUGGGUAUCGGUGCUUAUACCCGGCUUCUUGAAGCUUGCAUUCGAUCGAAAUCGCUUAGUGGAGGGGAGAAAAUCCAUCAGUAUCUCCUUAAGAACAAUACUCAUAUUAGAAGUUCCAUUGUUUUGGAGAAGCUUACCCGUUUGUAUGUUGAAUGCGGUGAAGUUGAACUUGCUCGCAAUGUUUUUGAUAGAAUUCCGAACCCAAAUGUCGUUUUGUGGAACUCGAUGAUUCGGGCUUAUUCUUGGGAUGGACUAUUUGACCGAGCCGUUGAUCUGUACUAUGAAAUGUGUGAUAUGGGCGUCGAACCCAACAAAUUCACUUUCCCAUUUGUUCUCAAGGCAUGUUCAGUUUUAAAAGCGUUGGAAGAUGGUAAAAAGAUUCAUGAUCAUGCCAAAAGGAUUGGGUUGGAUUUCGAUAUCUAUGUUUCAACUGCUUUAGUGGAUCUAUAUUCUAAAUGUGGAUGUCUCAACGAGGCGCAAAUCAUUUUUGAUAAAAUGCCAAAAAGAGAUGUUGUUGCAUGGAAUGCCAUGAUUGCAGGGUCUGCACUUCAUGGGCUUUACAAAGAUACAAUUGGGUUGUUCUUAGAAAUGCAGAAAGCAGGGACGAAUCCUAACACUUCAACAAUUGUCGCCGUUUUGCCCACAGUUGGCCAGGCCAAGGUAUUGAAUCAGGGAAAAAGCAUGCACUGUUAUUGCGUUAGAAGGACUUUUGAUAAAGAUGUGCAGGUGGGAACUGCGGUCCUGGAUAUGUAUGCAAAAUGUGAGCAACUGGAUUAUGCUAGACGAAUUUUCAAUACCAUGGGAGUUAGGACAGAAGUAACUUGGAGUGCAAUGAUUGGUGGAUAUGUUUCAUGUGGUUGUAUGGGAGAAGCAUUGAAGAUGUUCGACCAGAUGUUGCUUAAGGAUGAAAUGGAUCCAACACCAGCUACACUCGGGAUUGUUCUUAGAGCUUGUGCAAAGCUGACAGAUAUCGAUAGAGGGAGACAGAUCCAUGGUUAUACAAUUAAGUCAGGCUUUCUUUUGGAUAUAAUGGUAGGGAACUCACUUCUUUCUAUGUAUGCUAAGAGUGGACUCAUUGACGAUGCAAUUAGCUUGUUCAAUAAAAUGGAGGCAAAAGAUACUGUUUCUUAUGGUGCAAUCAUCUCAGGAUGUGGGCAAAAUGGUAAUGCAAAAGAGGCUUUGUUCAUAUUCCACAAAAUGCAAGUAUCUGGGGCCCACCCAGAUCUGGCAACCAUGCUUGGAGUGCUUCCAGCAUGUGCGCAUUUGGCUGCUUUGAAACAAGGACGCUCAGGCCAUGGGUAUUUGAUUGUUCAUGGAUUUUCAUCAGAUACCUCAAUUGGGAAUGCAUUGAUUGACAUGUAUUCAAAAUGUGGUAGAAUAGAUGUUGCCAGGGAAGUUUUUGAUAGGAUUCCAAAGCAGGAUAUUGUAUCAUGGAAUGCUAUGAUAGCUGGUUAUGGAAUUAAUGGGCUUGGCAUGGAAGCACUUAGGCUUUUUCAUGAUUUGCAAAAAGUGGGUAUAAAGCCAGAUGACGUGACUUUUGUUUGUAUCUUAUCUGCUUGUAGCCAUUCGGGACUCAUUACUGAAGGGAAACACUUAUUUUAUGCGAUGAAUAAAGAUUUCAAUAUUAUCCCAAGGAUGGAACACUAUAUCUGCAUGGUUGAUCUUUUGGGUCGAGGUGGAUUUCUGGAUGAAGCACACAAUUUCAUCCAAAGGAUGCCAUUUGAGCCAGAUGUUCAAGUAUGGGGUGCCCUACUUGGUGCCUGUAGGAUCCAUGGGAAUAUUGAGCUAGGGGAGGUAGUAUCAAAAAACAUUCAAAGACUAGGACCUGAAGGUACUGGAAAUUUUGUACUGCUAUCCAACAUAUAUAGUGCUGCAGGGAGAUGGGUUGAUGCGGCUCAUGUUAGGAUUGUGCAGAAGGAUUGGGGAUUUAAGAAGAGCCCUGGAUGCAGUUGGGUUGAGGUAUCUGGAAGUGUUCAUGCAUUUAUUGGUGGUGAUCAUUCCCAUCCACAAUCAGCAUUGAUAUAUGAGAAGUUGGAGGAACUUCUAGUGGAGAUGAAGAAAUUGGGUUAUCAUGCAGAUGCUAGUUUUGUGUUCCAGGAUGUUGAGGAGGAGGAGAAAGAAAGAAUUCUCCUUUACCACAGUGAGAAGCUAGCAAUUGCAUUUGCAAUUCUAAGUUUGAGCCCUAACAAGACUAUUUUUGUUACUAAGAAUUUGCGGGUCUGUGGGGACUGCCACUCUGCAAUAAAAUUCAUCACUAUGGUGACAAAGAGAGUGAUAAGUGUAAGAGAUACAAGUCGGUUUCAUCAUUUCAAGGAUGGAACUUGCAACUGCAGAGAUUUCUGGUGAGGAAGAGGAUAUAUGUAGUAAAGAAAUGGUAUCAAUGGCAUUUGAUGUGGGGAGGUCAUACUUGUCUUGUUUUACAUGAUAAAAAGGCCAUCACCAAUUGUGAUUGCAACCAUCCAGGGUCUUGAGAAGGAUAGGCUGGAUAUAGACCUAAUCUUGGCAGUUUUUGAAUUCUAAGCAUUGGCAAUUUGGUAAUACUGGAGGCAUGCACAACACAUACAUCACAUGUGACAUGUCAGGUGUUGGACUCACCAUCCAAUCUGUUCCACUAAUGGAAUCACUGUCAGAAAGAUCUCUCCAAAUGGAUAUCCGGUUUGCCUGAUUUGCACAUGCUUUUCUGAUUGUCAGAAAAAAGUAUUGCAAUUGCCUUUGAAGGCAGAAGACAGUUCGCCCUGGAAUUGAACUAACCUCUUUGAUCCUGCUAUAUGCAUUAAUAAGCUAUUUCAAGAUUGUUGAAGCAGUGGUUGCAGAGCUGUAGGCAAUAUAUUCUUGCUUCCAUUGAAAACUUUGCUACACGGCGUUGCUUCUUAUUGCUCUAGGAGAUUGCUCCUCCCAUGAGGAAGAUGGAACCAAGUGUGGAUUUUCAAUCAUUUGGAUCUCCUACAAAAUCAGCAUCACAAUAAUCUAUUAAUUCUAAUUCAUCACAGCAAUAGGUUAGUCUAUAAUUCUUUGUAGAUGCAAAUAUCUAAGUAUUCUCUUAAUGAUUGCCUAAUGAACAGUCCCUAGGUUACUGUGAAACUUGCUUACAAGAUUUACAGCAUAAGAUAGGUUUGUUCUAGUGCAUAACAUUGCAUACAUUAGACUACCUACAGCUUGUGCAUAAGGGAUUUUGUCCAUUUUGGUCUUAUCUAAAUCAGUUUUUGGGCACAUUUCCUUUAAAGUUUUGUUCCUUACAAAUAGGAGUUUCUACUCCUUUGCAAGUUCCAUGGUUAAAUCUCUUUUAUAAUGGUGUCUAUGUGAUUAUCUUGUGAAAGAUAUAGUUUCUUAGACUUUCUCUCUCUUUCUAUUUUUAUACCUAGUACAUAAUCAGCAUUUUCCAUAUCUUUCAUCUCAAAAUUACAUUAACCAAUUUCUGGUUUUAUCAACUGUUGUUAAAUCAUUACUUGCAAUCAAAAUAUCAUCCACAUACAAUGAUAAAAUAACAAAGGAACUCCCACUAUUCAAGCAAUAUACACAAUGAUCAAAAGGAUUUAGAAUAAAGCCUAACUUCAUAAUGGCAUCAUGAAAAGGAUAAUACUACAUUCUAGAAGGUUGUUUCAAUCCAUACAAAGCUUUCUUUAGUUUAUAAACCUUAUUUUCAUAAUUUCAUUUCCUUCCAGAACAUAACCUUCAUGUUGAGUCAUGUAAAUUUCUUCAAUGCUAGUCCAUGCACUGUCCCCAUAAGCGUGUGCAUGCCCACGAGGAAUCCUGGUAGCCAUGUAGCCAUUAACCAGGAUCACUCCAUGAGGGAUGAAUGGUCUUUGGAGUGCAACGGUAGGCACCGUAGGAGGUAAAUACCCCUCCUCAAAGAGGGCUUUAAGCUUUUGAGAUUUUGCCAGAAGAAAACAUCAGGAUGGCUGAAAAAUCAUACUGUAGAAUUUACGUCAACAUCACUCAACACAGCCCAUUAAGUGUAGGUAGACUAAGCCUACUUUUAGACAAUGAUAAUGUGGCAGCCAUGUGUGUUCCAUGGCCAUACAAGUGUCACCAUUAUGCGACUGUCACAUGUCACUAUUAUACAUGUGAUUGCGACAUGGCAGCCACGUGUUUUCCACAGCCAUACAAUCAUCAAUAUA